UGCGAGGUGCUUCUAGUUUGUAAACAAUCCUAAGGACGGAAAAUUUCAUCAGUUUUUCCCGAUUUUCAUUCGGUUCGCUAUGUCGGAGCCUAAAAAAAAGAGCAAAAAAUCGAAAGAGGAAAUAGCCAAAGAGUUCGAUCUGCCCGAGCGCAAGAGUAAGAUAGCAACCAUUCUCAAGCAGGAUGGCCAAGCGUAUUGCAUUUGCAGGUCGUCGGAUUCCUCUCGGUUUAUGAUCGGUUGCGAUGCCUGCGAAGAAUGGUACCAUGGGGAUUGUAUCAACGUAUCGGAAAAGGAAGCCAAACACAUCAAGCAAUACUACUGCCAGCGUUGUAAAGAGGAAGAUCCUUCACUGCAAACCGUGUUCCGAUUGGUACCGGCACAAGUUGCUCCGCCCAAUCCGGAAGAGAAGAAAAAGAAACAGAAGGAGAAAGGCGCGAGUAAAUCCGAUAAGCGAUGCGGUCAGUGUGAAGGUUGCAAAACUCCCAGCUGCGGUCAUUGCGAUGCUUGUCUGGGGUAUCAGGAUGGGGGACGGAAACAACGCUGUGAGAUGCGGAUGUGUACCAAUACGGUCAGCAGGAAGAAGGAUCGGGAACUGAAGACCGCGUCAAGGACGAAAAAGAGGAAGCGAUCACUCAGUCCGGAAGUGCUCGUCAAUCCUGCACUUGAAGGCGAUCGCCAGUGUUACGGUCCGGGAUGUUUUAUGACAGCGCGAUCGCAAUCCAAGUUCUGUUCAGACACAUGUGGAAUGAAACUAGCGACCACCAGAAUCUAUCAGGUGCUUCCACAGCGGAUCCAAGAAUGGUCACUGAGCCCGGCAAUAUGUGAGGAGCAAAACAAGAAAGCUUUGGAAGCAAUCCGUACCAAACAGACGAUCGUGAGAGCUACCCUGGCCGAGUUGGAUAAACGACAUGCAGAGUUGGAUCUGUUGGUGGAUCGCGCCAAAAGAUGUACACUCGAUCCGGAUGCCUUGGACAGCAACGACGUGGAGGAUGAAAUGUCCAUGUAUUGCAUUACUUGUGGGCAUGAGAUCCAUUCCAAAACUGCGAUAAGGCACAUGGAAAAAUGUUUCAACAAAUACGAAAGUCAGGCCAGCUUCGGCAGUAUCUUCAAAACUAGAAUCGAGGGGAAUUCGAUGUUUUGCGAUUUCUUCAACCCCGCCAGUCAAACAUACUGCAAACGGUUAAGGGUCCUCUGUCCGGAACACUGUAAAGAUCCGAAGAUCAACGACACGGAUGUGUGCGGGUGUCCUCUUGUGAGGAACGUUUUUCAGCUGACGGGAGAGUUCUGCCGGGCUCCGAAGAAAUCGUGCUUCAAGCACUACGUGUGGGAAAAGAUACGCCGGGCGGAAAUUGACUUGGAACGCGUACGUCAAUGGCUCAAAAUGGACGAACUAGUCGAACAGGAGCGUCAGGUUCGCCAGGCCAUGGCAUCCCGUGCCGGUGUGCUGGGAUUGAUGCUUCAUUCGACCUACAACCACGAGAUUAUGGAAAAACUCUGCAGCGGAAAGCUUUAAUGAAAUGUCUUAACAGAAAACUUUCUUUCAUUUUCAUCUCAUCUUAAAAAUUCUGUUUUCAAUAUUUUUCCAAAUAUACACCCCUAUUCCCGUUUUCGAUCGAAACAUUCAUUCCAUAUUUAAAAAAAAAAAGCAUUUGUUUGGAAAAUGAAUCGAUUUA
This is a messenger RNA of Ochlerotatus camptorhynchus, 1673 nucleotides long. RefSeq names its product CXXC-type zinc finger protein 1-like. The transcript has 4 exons. Gene Ontology annotation, molecular function: DNA binding; zinc ion binding. The coding region runs from base 80 to 1513 and encodes 477 amino acids. Gene Ontology annotation, cellular component: Set1C/COMPASS complex. NCBI's taxonomy places the organism in Eukaryota, Metazoa, Arthropoda, Insecta, Diptera, Culicidae. The record is from RefSeq and is a predicted model, not a curated record.